Messenger RNA from Funneliformis mosseae, 528 nucleotides. NCBI's taxonomy places the organism in Eukaryota, Fungi, Glomeromycota, Glomeromycetes, Glomerales, Glomeraceae. The record is from the annotation of a GenBank genome assembly.
AUGAAUUCAAGUAUUAAAACGCGUUUACAGGAUUCAUAUCCUGCUACACAAUCCUACGCUAAACCACAUGAAUACGUCUACACCACCUUUUCACGAUCCAUCGCAUCCGAAAUUUCAAUUCCAUCUCAAACUACCGCUCACAAUGACGUUACGGAAAUCUUCAAUCAACGCAUUAUCAUUUUCAGAUCAAUCUCUUGCGCGACACAUAAGCUUAAACCAUUACAUUUGGUGAUAAAACAUCGAGAAAUACUUGACAAGAAAAUUGCAAAUCAACAAGACAUCAUUCGAAGGAAUAAGUUUCAACAGAUAUUUGAUACACGUCAACGAGAGAAACACCUUUUAGAAAAUUUUUGUGGUCAAGUGUUGAAGGAUGAAAGAAUUGUAAGAACAAAACUCAACAAACUAGUUAAAAUAAUAGAACGUCAAGUUGAUGAAAUUGUGUUGUCAAAAUUGAAAAAAGAUGAUUUAAAUGAAAAGGCUGAUGUUAAAAGAAAAGGCAAACAAGUUGAAAUUUGCGAAGGAAAUUAA